Molecule: messenger RNA, 4938 nt
Organism: Ictalurus punctatus (channel catfish)
Lineage: Eukaryota; Metazoa; Chordata; Actinopteri; Siluriformes; Ictaluridae
Gene: ccdc39
Product: coiled-coil domain containing 39
Exons: 20
Coding region: 1869-4760 (963 amino acids)
Biological process (GO): cilium-dependent cell motility; cilium movement; inner dynein arm assembly
Cellular component (GO): axoneme
Source: RefSeq, a predicted model, not a curated record
CUCAUCAGUUUCAGGAGAUCUUAUUAUAUAACACAUUGAUUUCUAGAGUAACUUAAUCAAUAUUAGCAUUUGAAAAGUCUCUUGAAAGCAAGUAUCUUGCCUCUUGACUAUGCCUUAGAUCAGUGUUUCCCAAAGUGGCAUCAGAAAUCCAUCCAUCCAUCCAUCUUCUGUACCACUUUAUCUUUUUCAGGGUCACGGGGAAACCUGGAGCCUAUCCCAGGGAGCAUCGGGCACAAGGCGGGGAACACCCUGGUCUGGGUGCCAAUCCAUCGCAGGGCACGAUCACAUACACAUUCACACACCCAUUCAUACACUAUGGACACUUUGGACGUGCCAAUCAGCCUACCAUGCAUGUCUUUGGACUGGGGGAGAAAACUGGACUACCCGGAGGAAACCCCCACAACCCCCCGACCCUGGAGGUGUGAGGCGAACGUGCUAACUACUAAGCCACCGUGCGCCCAGGCAUCAGGAAUGCUUACACUUAUUAUUAUUCAGUUUUUGUAGAAAUUACAUGGUUUGAUUAAGCUUAUAAAUAAUGCCACUUGGACCAAAUGUGUGCGGUCAGUGGAACAAAGUUCAGGACCAAAGCUCUACAGUCCAAUUUAUUUUACCAAAAAGCCUAAUGUUUUUACAGUUAUUAUACACUAUAUGUAUUAUACAAAGGAUUAUGGACACCUGAUCAUAACACCCCAUAUUUCCUUGUUGAACGUCCCAUUCCAAAUUUCUUCCCCUCUCCUGUUACAAUAACCACCAAUUUUCUGUGAAGACUUUAUAUUAGAUUUUGGAGCAUUUGUGUUCAUUCAGCCACAAGAGCAUUAGUGAGGUCUAGGUCAGGUGCUGAUGUUGAGUGAGGAAGCUCCAGUUCCAAUUCAUUCAACACAAAGGUGUUCGUUCAUUGGGAUUGAGGUCUGGGAUGUGUGCAGGACACUCGAGUUCUUCCACGCCAACCGUCUCAAACCUGGAACAGGUUUGGGCCUCUUAGUUCCAGAGAAGGGAAACUGUAAAAUGCUACAGCAUGCACAAACAUCCUAGAUCAUUGUGGGGUCCAGGAAGCGUAGCUAGGUGGUCUGUUAUAUAUAUAAAAAAAUAAUAAUAAAUUCUUACAGUGGUGGAAAUCACAUCCCAUAUUAUCAAAGUUAUCAUGUUUUGGGGGUCCAAGCACCAAAGUCAACUUAUUACAAAUGUGGAAAACUCGGGAACAGACAGCGCUAAUAGUAUUUGAAAAUGUUUAUGUAAUAAAUCCAUACUGAGGGAGUCUAUGGAAUUUGUUUUUACAGUUAAAUGGGUCCUUGGCAACAAAAAAAAUUGAGAAUCACCAUUCCUAGACUACUUUGUCGCAACACAUAUUGUUGUGAUGGUCAGGUGUCCACAGAUGUACAGUGUAUUUAUAAUACCUGUACUGUACUGUACUGUAAAGGUUAAAUACGUUGCCUAGCUUGGGCUCGAGUAGUGAUUGUGGGAUUUGUAGUCUUUUAUUAGACCGUACUUUGACUACAAUUAGGAAAUAAAUAGAUGUAUAAGCUAAAUAAAAAAAUAAAUUGUUCACAAAAAAAAGUAUACAGGUGAGAAAGUAUGGAGUCAAUGCAACGUCCGGAAUGUGACUGCAAACCAUGAAACACUAGAAAUUCUUCAAAAGUGACCUUUAUGACUGAAAUUUACUAGCAGACUUUCACUUCCGCUUUCCGUCCCUUCAGGUCCGUGAGCAGCCUUUUGGCGCUCUCUAUUGGCUGAAGACGGCGCGUGCCUAAAAGCACCACCGUUGCUAAGCAACCCUCAACACAACACUGGCACUACUAGCGGGUUCGGUUAAAUAAACCAAUUGGUCAAUUGAACUUUCUGACUUUCAACAGAACUUUCUGCUAAAAAAAAUGGCUAACGUGGUUUUGUCGGAGUUUUUGUCUGAGAUUGGCUGGGACCAAAAUUUCGCCAUUCCUGUGUUAAAUGCUGAGAAUAAGGCUAUAGAGGAUGAGGUCCAGAGGAAACAGAAAGAGCUGGCAAAUGUGGAAAACAAAGAGAGCCAGCACAAGGAGAGGAACAGCGCCGUGACUGAACAUCUGAAAGACGUCCAGCAAGGACGCACUCACACUCAGGCUCUGUGCAGGGCUGUCGAGAAGCAGUCUGAGUCCGAGCUGCAUUUCAACGCCUUGGCCAAGAGAGAGACGGGACGGCUGCUUCAGGAGAUCUCGCAGCUGGAGAAUGAGCUGAUCUCGCUCCGAGAGAAGAAGAACUCUCAGGAGAACUGCAUCUUCAGAGACACACAGAAGAUAGAGGAGCUCAUGGGUCAGCUGAACUGGGACCAGCAGGCCCUGAACGCCUGGCUGGAGGAAUUGGCCCGCAAAGACGAGGACACCAUGGCCAUCAUCAAGUACGCGCAGCAAGACGAGAGCAGGAUUCGCGAGCUCACUCUGAGCAUGGAGAAGCUGACCCUGGAGGCCAAGCAGAAGAGAAAAACGUUGGACAAUGAGGUUACUGAGACCAUCAUGGCGCAGGUGGCUCUGGAGAAGACGGUCGAGAUGGUGCAGCAGGCCCACGUGGAGAGACAGGAGCUGAUCAGCCAGUGGGAGAACUCCAUCAAGCAGAUGAGGAAGAAAGACCAGGAUCUGCAACAGUGUGCUCUGCUGCUGGAAGAGAUGAACCAGGGGCUACGCGAACGCAAAGCGCUCAUAAAAGAGAAGCAGAACUUCCUGGUUAACGAGGUGGAGAAUAACAAGGACUGCGAGAAGAAGAUUGCCGCGGUCGAACGCCAGGCCAACAGGCUGCGGCAACAGUUUCAGGAAGAGGAAAGCAACUGCGCUCGACUUCAAGAUGAGCUGGUGAGCCUAAAAGGCAGGUUGGAUCACACCGCUACAGACCUUGAGGCUAAGAGAUCCCACUUAGCAAGCAUCAAGAAGGACAUCAACGAUAAAAUGGCCAAGUUAGAGGAUGUGCAGCAGUAUAACAUCGCUCUAGAAGAGAAGCAGCAGGUCGUGACCAAGGAGGUGCUUAGCGUGGAGGAGAGAGCCGCUCAGAUGGAGCAGCUGCACCGAGACCAGGAGAAACACCUCAAAGAAAUUGAUGCCCAACUCCAGCGGGAACACAAGGUCCUCUUCCAGAAAAAGCAGGAGCUGCAGACGCUGUGGGCCACCAAGAAGAAUGUCUUAGUAGAUAUCUCAGGCAAUCGUGUGGCUCUGUCCAGCCUGGACAAGCGCUUCAGUAAACUGGACCAAAACGCUCUCAAGCAGCAGGAGAACAUCAGCAGCCAGGAUUUCCAGAUCCAGUUUAUGGAGGGGAAGAUGGCUCGUCUGAGCGGCAACCUGAACAAGGAGGAGAAACAGGUGCUGGAGAAGCAGGUCUCUGAGCUGAGCGAGGCACUGGAGGAAAAAAAGAAGGCAGAUGCUCUGCUUGCGGCACAGCUCAAGAAGCUUCAGAACGAUAUCCGCUGUGUGAGGAAAGAAAAUGAGAAGACGGGAGCAGAAAAGAGAGACCUGACCACAAAGAUCGAGGAAUUGAACCUCGUCGACGACACCUUGGACAAAGACCUGAAGAAACAACUUCUCAAGAAACAGGACAGCAUAGUGGAGAACAAUAUCCUGCAGCUGGAGGUGAAGCGCCACAGGAACAUGCUAUAUGACAAGACGGAUGGUGUCCUCUCUCUGGAGAAGAGGAAAUUGCAACUCCAGACAGCCAUGAAGGAGCGGCAGCAGGAGAUCUGUGUGCAUCGGGAUAUGCACACCAAGCAGCUCAAGAUCACUGAACAGGAGAUGCAAGGGCUGAGGGCCCACCUGCAUGAACGACUGUCCAAAGUUGACAAGAUGAAGAAGAAAUACGAGAUCAUCACCUUUUCCAUGGCUGCACCAGAGGGCGAGGGAGACAACUCGCAGGCCUAUUACAUUAUCAAGGCAGCUCAAGAGAAGGAGGAGCUUCAGCGCAAGGGUGAUGAUUUGGAUGCCGAGAUCCGCAAGGCGGAGAAAGAGAACAAGGCGUUGGAAAACACCAUGCACCUGUUCAAUAAUCAUAACAGCUCCUAUCGCAAAUCCUUCAUUAAGGUCACCGAUUCUAGUCCUGAGUAUCAAGAGAAAUUGAAUCUAGAGGAACAGAAAAGGGCGGCAGACGAGAAGCUCAAGUUCAAGAGACGCCAAAUCAGAGAGCUUCAGGAAAACACUGAGGUGAUGAGCAGCUCAUUGAACAGCCUGCAGCAGGAAGAAGCUACUCAAACAAAAAGAAAUGCAGAUCUCCAAGCAUGCAUUGUCUCCCUGAAGAAAGAGCUCAUUACUCAGCAGGAGAAACUGGACAGGGCCACCAAACAGUCCUCCAAGCUGACAAAGGAGAUCCGCUCUACUAAAAACACCACAGAGGAGACCUUUGAGGAACGUGACAUAAAGCUGAAAGAAUUGAAAGACUCCAAGAAGGCAACCAAUAAGAUGCUUCUGGAAGUCAUGGAGCAAUAUCCUGAACUUCAGGCGACAUUACAGAUGUACUUCAUGCAGCGCGGUCUUUCUCUUCCUUCUUACACCUCAACCCCCUCAAGCAGGAGUUCAAAACUGAGUUCAGCAAGUAGCUCUGUUUCUCUCAGAUCUUCCAGAUCCUCAGGAUCAUCAGCCGACAGCAGCGCCAGAAGCUCGGCAGUUCACUCACCCUCCGUGAAAACGGUUGAGUUAGGCCUUGGACUUCCUGUUUCCUCUACGCUUUUACCUCAGUCUCCUAGCAGUGAUCGCAGCAGAAGCAGUGACAGCAGCAGGAGCAGUAACAGCAGCAGGAGCAGUAAUCUCAAGAGUCCUUAAUCAGCAAAUGCUCCUAAUCUGGGUCCACUCACUGGUCCAAUGACGGUAUCCAGUGACAUGGUAGAAGGAUUCCCACGUGUUCCUGUAUUUUUGAAGUGAUGUGAAUAUAUUUAAAUUUGUCAUUUCAAUUCUGCUUGACUCUAAAUUAAAUCUGACUCCAAUUGUAAAAACCUCGAUG